AUGGCAUUAUUGUUCGAGAACGGCGUUGGAAUUGAAGAAAAUUGCGGCGAAACUUUCGGGUUGAACUUGGACUUGCUGGGAGAAUCUAGAGUGAUGAUAAAGGCAGCUUGUGAGGUAGAGAAUCGUGAAGCGGAUUCCGGUACCAGCAGCCCGAGGGACCUUGGAGAAUUCGGUCAAUUGAUGGACUACAACAACUGCGAUUCAACUUGGAAUGUACCAAGAUCUACAUCCGAAACCAGUUCAAGAACCACUAGCGAAUCAUCAGAACCUCAGGUUCCCGUACGAACCAGAAGGAUCCGAACGGCCUACACCACCGAGCAGCUCUUCCACCUGGAAAAAGAGUUCCACUACAACAAGUACCUGUGCCGUCAGCGUCGCAUCCAGCUCUCCCAGUACCUGAAUUUGAGCGAGAGACAGAUAAAGAUCUGGUUCCAGAACCGCAGGAUGAAGAUGAAGAAAGAGCAGCACAACAAGUCGACUUUCCUCCAAAACGGCCUGAAGCAAAAAUCUCCGGCGAAAUCGGAGAACGCGGACAUUGUUAAUCGACUGAUGAACCACUCGGCUUUGGUGCAAAAGAACCAAAUCGUCGUUAAAGAGCAGCCCCAAGAGCAAAAUGCUGUGCAGGUGAAUUACAACGCGCCUGAUGAUUCUCAGCAAGUAAGAAAUGAGGUGGUUUAUCAGAAUUAUCCUCCGCAUUUGUACAACAACCAAUACUACGAAUCAGGGUACUAUAAUUACAAUAAGGACAAUGAGUAUCAGUUCCCAAAUAAUGUGGAUGGUUUUGCAAAUGAUUUGUACACUCCUAAUAACGGAGGAAAUUUCCCGGUGUUUUACAACACGCAUUUUGUGCAAAAUAAUACUGUUGAUUCUAAUACAACCGCUGAAGGGUUGAUUAGUCUUUAA
Molecule: messenger RNA, 903 nt
Organism: Phyllotreta striolata
Lineage: Eukaryota; Metazoa; Arthropoda; Insecta; Coleoptera; Chrysomelidae
Source: the annotation of a GenBank genome assembly